Molecule: messenger RNA, 2475 nt
Organism: Exophiala dermatitidis NIH/UT8656
Lineage: Eukaryota; Fungi; Ascomycota; Eurotiomycetes; Chaetothyriales; Herpotrichiellaceae
Exons: 1
Coding region: 1-2475 (824 amino acids)
Source: RefSeq, a predicted model, not a curated record
AUGGCCGGAUUACCUUCGCCUUUACUUGAAGAACAAUCGCAAUCAGGAUGGUUCGCUUCAGACCGCAGUGCAAAGGCUCGAUUCAAGGCCUUUUUCACCCGGUCCAAAUCAGAGAGGACUGUUCCGCAAUCUACCACCAGAGUUGUUUCGGACCGACAGGUCGAGUCACGGCCAUGCCCUCCGUCUACGCUCAACGUGGCCAAACGCGGUCGAAGCACCACCUGGUCAAAUCGACAACGGGAUUCACAGCAGAGUGUAAAACCUCAACGGUCUCGGAACAUGACUUCCUGGGAUCCUCCUCCGCUGGUUCAAGCGUACACACAGGCCAAGAUGCAUGCCAUCUUGGAUAUUCCUUCCACCUUGACAACUGUGCUCCUCCGGGGCCACCAAAGGAGGAAUAGUAUUUCUGGCGACUCUCCACGGUCAAGUAUGGAUAAUCAAGCCUCUCCUACCGUGGACACAGCCUUGAAGCAUCGACGAAACUGCUCAGGCACUAGUGUUUGCUCACUCACCCAGAAGUUGUUUAUCUUGACACGCUCUGGCCAUAUUCUACAGUAUAGUGCCGACGGGUUCAAUGAUCGUCUUCCAGAGAAAAUAUUGGAGCUUGGUUCUGACUCGGUGGCCUUUGCCUGUGAUGAUGUCCGUGGCAAGCACUGGGUUUUGAGAGUCUCGCAAGACCGAGGCCCAACCCAGCUGCCAUCGCACAAUUCCAAGCAUAGCUGGUCCAAGUUCUCGUUCAAAAACCAGGAGAACAAAAACCUCGUCAAGGACCUUCUUCUGGUGUUUGAUGAUGCCAUCACUUUGGGGUUGUGGUUGACGGCUGUUCGCAAGGAGAUCGAACUCAUGGGUGGCUUGCAGUACCGACCUGACUCGAGAGGUCCUGGUGAGGAGGACCAAGAAGUUGAACCUCACCGUCCACUCAGGACUCGACGGAGUCUGCCCAUCUUCUCUCGGUCUUCCUCCACCAUAACCAAAGUGACCGACACCGAGCCAGCCUCACCUGUCCUCUUACCGCCGAUGCCACAGAGAAUCUCGUCGCGGAAGAUCUCGAGGUCGACCACGGAUUCGUCCAUCAAUACUUUGACGGACCUGGAUCAGAUCCGCGAGCCAUCUUUUUCAGAUGACCGUUCGGUAUCUACCGCCCAUACCAGUUUUAACGGCUCUACCACGUCGAUGUCCAAUGUCAUCGAGUCUUUUUCUAGCAUGGAGUCCUAUGAAUCACCCACCACCAAGGAUGCUCAAUCACGGGUUUCUACACCUACUCAGGAGGAUGCGGGUGAACUGUCAAUGAUGAUGGCAACACCGAAAAGACGUCCUCCGCCAUCUGACUCGAUCAGUCAUGAUCUUCUUGUACCCACGAGUGAUGCCGACCAUCAGGCAGCUGUUUCGUGGGAAUCCAAGUCGAGGCCGAUCUCGACCAUCGCUCCUCUCCCUGAACCCGGGCAUAUCAGAAAGAUCUCUGCUCGUUACCGUUGCGAGUUACAAGGCUUACCUGUGCAGCCGAUGACCCCGACUUCGAGACCGGGCAGUCUUCGGAGUCGAAGCUCGUCUUAUGCGAGCGACUCACCAGAUGGCGUUCAACGGAGGACACCUUCAUACAGCUUGUUCCCCAAGACGCCCUCUCAUGAUCAACCCCAACUUAUAAACACUGGUUUGCCCUCGCCUCCUGUCACCACACCUGGUUCUGCCUUGGAAAGCAUGUGCGGCACUGGACCUGGUCUCGAGGCGGUUGGGGAGGAGAAGGAGUCUAUAUCGAAGUCAAGGCCUUCAUCCCGAGGCAGUCAACAUGCAUCUAGGAGAUUAGGAAAGGCUUUGUCCAUCGACACGAAACAUGCUGAAGCCGGCAGUAAGCAAAUCAGUUUGCCACAAAGGUCGCCUGCAGUGACCGAUGCGAUGCUGCAGACCUGUUUUGGAGCACACCCUGAUGCUCCUAGAAGGCCAUCUACCAAUGGCUGUCUGUCGACCAUCACGACGACCACGAUUGAAACUCAUCCUGCAGUUUCGUCCCCGGUCCUUCAGUUGGCCAACCCGCCUCGCAAGCAACGACAUGUCAGAGGCCGAAAGAGCAUGCCUUCUUUGGCUCAUCGAUCCCUUCCUCCUUGCGGACCCCCUCCCAACGUCCCUCUCCCCGCCCUGCCCACCGAGGCAUGUCUUCCGUUGCCCGAAAAGCUGGCUUCGAUGUCCUGCACCAGGCCUCAGAGACCCACGUUGAAACACAGCAAGACCGAGUCGGCGGGUGCUUCACUUGGUUUAAACAAGUUUGUGUCUCUGGAUAAUGCACCCCGACCUGCCAUGACACAUAAGAAGAAUAUGUCGUCGGUGUCUUCGGUGGCUUCUGUCCGUCAGGUCACAGUGUGGCUUCAGUCAGACCGUGUUGCCAGCUUUGCCGCCAAGCGUGAAGAGGCCCCAACCUUGAACAUUAGUGUUCCUGAUAGCCCAGCGUUCAGCUGUGGGUUUGAGAAGUUGAUGUCAUGA